AUGCAAAGUGUUAAAUUAGACAUUAAAAAAGAAACCGAAGAACUUUAUAUUACCAGUAACGGUGAUUCGAGUAGCGGAACGAAUAUCAAAUAUGAAGAAGAUAUACUUCUCCAAAAAAUUGGGCCUGUUAGCGUUGAGGAACAAAAGAAAUUAAGGUUAAAGUUAGAAACAACUUCAUGUCAUACAUCAAUUAAUAAAGUUCUUAGUCAAGAAAUCGGAGAACAGAUAGCAACAAACGCAGAUUUACUCCUAUCCGGAGAUCCCAUUCCAGACCAAAUUCUUGUCCAGAUUAAAUCAUUAGAAUUUGAUCCAUUACGGCAACCAAAUCCUAGUGCAAAGAAAUCUAUUCGCCUCGUUAUCCAUCCAGUAAUUUACCACACCAAACCAAGUGUCUUACUCGAAGAACAAAUGAAAAAAAUGUUUCUUUUUCCUUUCGAUUAUCAUUCAUUCGUUUUUGAUUCAAUGAAAAUAGACUUUUAUGAUUAUGGGACCUUCUUAAAUACAAAGAAAAAACUUGGACGCGCUUAUAUAAAAUUAAAUGCUUUAAAAAAUGCCAUUACCAAUAAAAAAGAAUUUGAAGGAACUUUUCCACUUGAGGCUAAGGAAUUUCCACAUAUGCAGGAAAUUGGUACCAUCAAACUAAAUAUAAAAUUCCAUUACCCUAACGACCCUCCCCUAACUCCAGUGGAUUCUCGUCCACCAGCAAUACGUGUCAAAUCGGCACCUCCAGUUCUUAAUGAUAGAGAUCUCACUACUGAAAUUGUUGAAGUUGAUGAUUUUGAUUAUUCUAAUCUUUUGAUGCAUCCUGAAGUAAGAUCCCUUGGCAUACUUGAUAUGGUAUUAUGUCAAGAGACUAGAGACGCAAUUAAAGAGAUUACAGUUCUUUAUAAUUCGUUUUUUGAUAAUGGAUGGAAGUUAACCAAAUUGGAAUUUUUAGAAGCAUAUAUGCUAUUAGAAAAAUAUUAUGCUCAAAAACCAAAUCCGGUUACUGGAAAUUUAAUCCACGAUGUGGAUAUAAUGCAAAAAGCUCAGAGAUAUUUGAAAUUUUCAAUGGCAUCAUAUGGAUCUUUUUUGUUUCAUUGGUUCGGAUAUGGACAUAAUAUGGCACCAUUAAGUGCUAUUAGAAUGAAUUCUGACAAAAGAAUUGUACAGGAUUUUUUUGGCCUUGAUAAACAAGAUUUCAUUUGUUGGGAGUAUGGUCAAAAUUUAGUUUCGGUACCUAGUUACAUGAUAAUUAGAGAUCCAGAGACAAAUGCUAUUAUUAAUGUUGCUGAUGUAAUCACCGAUGCUCUAGCACGUUAUGAACCGUGGAAUGGUGGUCUUGUUCAUCGUGGAGUAUUGCGUAGUGCGCAAUAUCUUGUAGAUCGUUCCUUAAAUGAUAUUAAAGCAGCAGUAGUAAAAUUUAAUGUAGAUUCCAUAGAAGUAAUAGGUCAUUCACUAGGUGCAUCUAUAUCAUCUAUUGUAACACUUCUUUUACGAGAAAAAUGUAAAGAUCUAAUUUUAAGUGGAAUUGAUAUUCGUGCAUGGAAUUUCGCAACUGCACCAUGCUGUUCUCAUGAUUUGGCAUGUAAACCUGAGACUUUGAAUUAUAUUUAUAAUUUUGUGAACGAAAAUGACGUUAUUCCGAGGUUGAGUUAUGGUAAUUUAAUGGAUUUUAAAGAGUUGGUUAAGUUUGCUGCUAAUGAAUUGAAAAAUGGUGAAUAUAAAAAGUUAAAAACAUCCGAAAAAUUUUCUAAAAUGUUCUUAACAAUCGACGCUUAUCGCGAAACUUUAAAAUCCAAUCCAACUUCUGGUCAAAAGUUAUAUAUUCCCGGAACAAUAUAUUAUUUAUAUAAAGGGCUUUAUCGUUCUUCUACGAAAUCAUCUUUAGUAUAUUAUACUAAAGAUAUAGUGUGUGAAAAAUCCACUCCAGAUUUAUUUACAGACAUUAGUUUACGUCGAAACUGGCUAUUUCAUCAUUUUCCAGAUAGAUAUGAUAAAAAAUUUAAAGGCGUUAUAAAAUUUUUGUUAAAAAGAAUUAAUGAAGAAGAAAUUGAUAAGGUAGAACAUUUUUGGAGGAAAUGGAGAAAAAUGGAUGAAUUCGAAUGUGUAUCAGAAGAAGGUGGAG
This is a messenger RNA of Dentiscutata erythropus, 2107 nucleotides long. The record is from the annotation of a GenBank genome assembly. Lineage: Eukaryota; Fungi; Glomeromycota; Glomeromycetes; Diversisporales; Gigasporaceae.